Molecule: messenger RNA, 2676 nt
Organism: Anolis carolinensis (green anole)
Lineage: Eukaryota; Metazoa; Chordata; Lepidosauria; Squamata; Anolidae
Gene: tmem192
Product: transmembrane protein 192
Exons: 6
Coding region: 147-956 (269 amino acids)
Cellular component (GO): lysosomal membrane; late endosome
Source: RefSeq, a predicted model, not a curated record
GAGAGAUAAGGAGGAGCGGCGUUUCCUUUUAAGCCACCUGGAGGAGGAGGAGAAGGGCGUGGAGGACCGGAAGUGGCUGUCCUGAAAAGAAAACAGCGGCAACAGCAGUAGCAACAACAGCCUUUUCCUGUCCUUUCUUGCCUGCCAUGGCAGGAAUCUCUUCUGCUGGAAGACUGGACAAUGGGUCUCUGGAAAUAACUCAGAGUACCGAUGACGACCCGCUGCUUGAUGCUCCUCUCCUUCCACAUCAUGCAUUGCAUUCCAGAUUGCGUCCAAGGUUCCAUGCAAUCCCUACAGUCUGCGUAGCCAAUGUUUUGUUGUUUUUGCAUGUUGCUUUUGUUGUUUUGGCUUUCGUAGCAGGUAUGUGUUGCUCUUACUCUGAGCCAGGUGAAGAUGUCUGCCCUGGAGGCUAUACUAAUCCAUUGAAACUGCAGAGUGUUAUCAUCAUUGCAAAGGUGAUCCUCUGGAUCCUCCAUGUGAUCCUGGAGCGAUAUAUUCAUUUUCAGCACAGCAAGGUCAGAAGCAAAGGCUAUCUUCUAAUCUACCGAACCACAAGACAUCUUAAAAGACUACCUCUACUAAUUCAGUCUACUGGUAACACAGCUUUACUGCUGAUUAUGGCAGCCCAGCAUUCUUUUCCUAAACACAAUAAACUGUACCUUUGCUUCAUCCUUGGAAUCUUGACUGCGGAGCUAAUACUUUCACUGAUAUGCCUUGUUAUCUACACAGUGAAGGUAAGCAACUUUAAUCGAGCAAAACCAAGACCAGAUAUAAUAGAAGAAGAAAAGUUGUAUACUUACCCUAAUCGAAUUACCUCUGAAAUUGGAUUCAGAGACACCUCAAGCUUGGAAGAAAUAGUUGAAAAACAAGGAGAUGUGAUUGAGUACCUUCAACGACACAAUGCCCUACUUAGUAAAAGACUGCUGGCAUUAACAUCUCAGCAGGGCAGAAGCUAAUGAUGGACAGAAAGCACAUAGCUGAAGGAUAUAUGAAGUGCUGGAACAACUUAAAUAUUAAUUAUUCUUCUGGAAGCAGAAUAUGUUCCUUUUGUAAGUUGAACUGCAGUCCACUAACCCAGGUUCUGAAGAGUUAUUGGAUCUUUCCUGGCUUGGUGCUUGUUUUUUAAAGGACAUAUAUUUUAAAGAGAAUAUUCCCUAAAAACCCUGCAUUACAGGAAACUGACAUUGACCAGAGAAAACUUUUCCUCCUCAGUUGACAAUGGUUCUUGCACUUUUCAAGCUAAAACUAUUGCAAAUUACCAAAGAUUUUUGUGAUAGUUUGGGAUUAAUUUCUUUUCCAAACCAAUGUGAAGUUAGACACCCUGGUAUAUUUGAAGAUUAAUAUUAUCUGUAUUUGUAUUGCAGUUGAUGUCAUUAUCAUGUAAGUUUCUAAAUAAAGGAUUAAGGAUAAUUGUAUCUGUACUGCAGUUACAGUGGAUGAAGCCACUAUACAACUCUGUGGUUGGAGACCUUCCCUUAUGGAAAGGUGAGCAAUGACCCAAGAUCAUCAUGCCAUCAUUGAAACCUUGGUGAAAUAGUGAUAUUUCACCAGCAGAAAUGCAUUGACAAUAAGUAUAGCGUUGUUAUAUUCAAGAGUUAAUCCAAAGGAUAAUAGUAUUGUCCUAUCAAGUGGGAAAUAGAAAAAAUAAAAAGUGGCUAAUCCAGAACAGUUGUGUAGACAUCAGCAAAGCAGUAGCAAAGAGCACUGUGUAGCACAAAGAUGUGUCUGGUUAACUAAAAAGUCAGUUUUCUGGUUUCUUCUCAUAACGAAAAGCCAUCAUCCAAUGGUCAGGAAAUCCAGAAAUUUCAGGGAGGCGUUGCUUUCCAUUGUGGAUACGCAACAAGGAUGUCUUAAUAGCCUUAAAUUCUUUCAAUCACUUGUUCUUUAUUCCUAAAUAUGGGAUGUACAGAGUCACAGAGUAAACAUACUCCAGUUUACAGGAAUUCCCACAUCCUUGAUUGCUCUGAACUUUGAAAAUUGAUUAAAUUUAAUUUUAAUAUAUAUUUUUCUUCCCCCACUUCAAUACUUGCUGCAACUGUUAACGGGAAAUAUUUUAGUGAAUAUGAUAUCCAGUGGCUUCCAUCUUUGAAAAUGCCAAUCCCCACCCCCACACCUCUUAAAAGCCAAGUGUAUGUCUCAUUCCUCACAAAAUGUAUAGCUUGAAGUCUCUGGUUUCUUGUCUCUGCUGCUACUUGUUGAGAUAUGUUCUGCUUUUAAGCUCAUUAUCCAACUACAAGCAGCUAUCAGUUGCCUGCUAUACCUCUUUGCUUUUUGUCAACAAAGCUGGUUUUUGUGUGUAUAUACUAGUCAGUAUUUCUGCAGAAAGGCAAAACAUUUCAACAGCAGGCUUCUCUGAACAUAUGCUGUGAUCUUGUUACGGAAGAAGAAAAGCAUACCUCCCUUUAAAAUCAGAUGUGAAUUGUUACUCCACUUUUAGUGGACUAGGUUUAUACUGUUCUAUAAGGGAUGGUAUAAGGACAAUGUAACUGGCUGCUUCUAACACUAAUAUGUUUUUGCCUUUCAAGCUGUGCAUUAAACACAGCUGGGAUUUUAUAUGAAAGCUGAAGAAGGCAUAAUUUUCCUUUUAAAGGACACUCAGGUUUUGAUGUAAUUUGUAUGUUACUCAUUCUGUAUUUUGUAUUAAAUGUCGUGAAAUAAUAAAUGCAACAAACCCCA